Messenger RNA from Glycine soja, 639 nucleotides. RefSeq names its product Werner Syndrome-like exonuclease. The coding region runs from base 1 to 639 and encodes 212 amino acids. The transcript has a single exon. Gene Ontology annotation, molecular function: nucleic acid binding; 3'-5' exonuclease activity. Gene Ontology annotation, cellular component: nucleus; cytoplasm. Lineage: Eukaryota; Viridiplantae; Streptophyta; Magnoliopsida; Fabales; Fabaceae. Gene Ontology annotation, biological process: nucleobase-containing compound metabolic process. The record is from RefSeq and is a predicted model, not a curated record.
AUGAUUACGACGGCAAUACUGAUAGAAGAAAACGGCACCGGCACCAACAACUACAAACGCUACGAAGUCACCAUGGGUAACUACACCAUCCAAACCCUCGUCACCGCUUCCCCCUCCCAAGUCGGCUCCUGGCUCUCCUCCAACAUCCGCAACAACGCGGAUGACCUCAUGAUUGUGGGCCUGGACGUGGAAUGGAAGCCCAACACCCGGCCCAACAUGCAGCCGCCCAACCCCGUCGCCACCCUCCAGCUCUGCAUCGGCCACAACUGCCUCAUCUUCCAGAUCCUCUACGCGCCCCUUAUCCCACGCGCCCUCUCCUCCUUCCUCAACAACCCCGACGUCAUCUUCGUCGGGGUCGGCAUCCAAGAAGACGCCGACAAGCUUCUGAGAGACUACAAUCUCCGCGUCACCAAUGUCGGAGAGCUUCGCUCCCUCGCCGCGGAGGAGCUUCAGGUGUUUCAGCUGCAAUGGGCCGGGCUCGCCGCGUUGGGCCACUACGUCCUGGGCUUUGAGAUUGACAAGCCCGAAAACGUCACCAUGAGCCGCUGGGACAAUCGCUACCUCACUGACGAGCAGGUUGCGUAUGCUGCUAUUGAUGCCUUUGUCUCCGGUGAGAUUGGACGCGCUUUGAUUGAUUAG